AUGGCAAAUAGCGACAACAAUAUGGCGGCCACAGUUGACGGUGUGGGUACAGCGAAAAGAAGAGGGCCUGAAAGAGACGAAGCCCAAGAUGAAUCAUCCGACAGGUAGGUUAAAAAUUUCUAUGGACACUUUCAUGUUCGUUUGGGAAUUAUUUUCGACAAUUCGUUCCUUUUUUUGCCAAUUUAGCUCCGUAUCAAAUCCAGAUGUCAGCCGCCAUGUUUCCAACGAUAAAAAAACGUCUGAUUAUGGACAAGAUCAUAAGAAGAAGAAGAAAAAGCAUAAACACAAGCAUAAAAGUCACAAACACAAGCACAAACGUCAUAAGAGGAAAGACAAGGAAGAUGCGAAUGAAAACGGGGAGCCCUCGGAGAAAAAGUCAAAGAUUGCGGACGAACUUCUGGAACUUGAAAGAAGAAAGGCUUUUCUGCAAGAACAGUUAGCGGAAGCGGCACGAAGCAGUGAUCAGCACUCACUCGAAGAUGAUAAGCUCCACGGAAGUAAAAGUGAGGAUUAUUUUAAGGAUAAACUGAAAGAAAAAUCGAGACACGAUAAUGCACGCGACAGGGACAGGAAACACAAGUCGUCAGACUCGAAGUAUAAAAUUUCUGAUGGCAAGCUUAGUCUCAAGGAUGAAAAUGAGAAAGGAAGGCAGCAAAGUCCAUCAAGAAAUAAAGAACGAAAGGAGGAUAGUAAAGGGAACAGAAAACCAAGCAUUGAUUCCCAGAGGGAAGACAAAGUGCGUGAACAUUCUCAUCGUUCUAGGGGACAUAGUAGUAACUCUCAUGAAACCAGCAGAGCUGAAGUGAAACUUAGGCAUGAAUCAAGUUCAAAGACUAACAUUGAAAAGGAGAAAACACUUCUCCAAGAGAAAGGUUCAUCCAAGGUUGAAACAAGCAGAAAUGAGAGUGCUAGAAAGUCAAAGUCACCCAAGCCGCAUUCAAGAUCUAAAUCACCAAGAAAAGAUCGGCUUUCUGACAAACCAAAAGAGAUAUCAAGAGAGGCAAGGAGUCGAUCACCUAGGAGAGCUUCUUCAAAGGAAAAGCAAAGGAGAGAUGAAGGUGGUAGAAGAAGCAGUAGAUCUCCAAAAAGGGACAGAAGGUCAUCUUCAAGAUCAAGAAGACGGAGUAAAUCACCAAGACGGAGAAGCCGAUCACCAAGGCGUCGCAGUCGUUCUCCAAGAAGGAGGAGUAAAUCUCCAAGGCGGCACAGUAGAUCUAGAUCACCACGGCGACGGCGAAAUAGUGAUAAGUAUAAGGAUAGCUACUCUGAAGGACAAGCGCAUAAAGGAGACUCAGAUGGAGAGUAAGUUUUUUUUAUUAUCAUCCUUAUUUCAGCUGCAGAAAAUAUGGAAAAAAGUCACAGAGCAGCGGGCAAAGAAAGUUGUGUUCGAUAGCCGGGAGCUAGUGCAUUUUGCAAUCGGGCUAGCGAAUCCUGUUGAAGUUUUUGGGGAAAUUCAAAUUACAGACGAACUGUAGUCAAUGCUGCUCAUCAAAACAUUUUUGGGCUACUUAAAAGACUCUUGGGCCAGUACAUACUAGCAACAACUUGCCCUAAUGGCAAGCCGUAAAACUGACUUUCUUUGCACUGUGCACAAGUUUGUUAGGAGUAGAGUUUUUGAAAGCACUAAAGAUUGAUCUUAUUUACACAACAAAACAAGAUCAAGGUUUGUGGGGACAAUUUCUUAACCGUAGAAUGCGAGUAAGGUCCAUUACAGUGUACCAUUUGAGUAGAGUGCAUUAAGAAACUUUGUUUACUGAGCAAAGCAAAGGACAUUUCAUUAUAAGUAAAGAAAAAAAAGUUAUUAUCUUUUUGCAUUUAAGGGAAAAGUCUAUCUGAUAAAUACAUUUGGCAUACUGUUUAAUAUAAAAUUUGCUGGUGUUGCAUUUCAGUGUUGACUUAUAUAACUUUCAAAUGGAUGAGGAAGAGGAAGAAGACGAAGAUGCAAUAAUUGAGAAAAGAAGGCUUCAGAGGUUAGCCAUACUACAAAAAUACCAAGGUACCGCAUCAAAUGCCCCUUCAACAGUCAACUCAGUUGUGUCGCAGUCACCUCCUGAUGAGAGUUCUGAUAGUGAGGACAGUGAUACAGUGGAGAAGCUUGCUACUGAGGACUUGGAAAAGGAAAUUGCAUUAGCUAGUAGUCACACAAAGGAAGAACUGAAGGAUGGUAAAAAGGACAAUGACUCAAGUUCUGACAGUCAAGCAGAUAGUCAGAAAAAAUCGGCUGUUGGUGACAUGUUUGCGGAUGAUGACAUGUUUUCUGAGAAUUACAAUGUAAGUGUUGUUUAGGAGACUGCUUUUUAUUAAGUUUUUGUAACUUUAUGUUCAUGUGUACAUAGAUUUACAUAAGCUACCAGUUAAAUUUAAAUCUAAGUAGCUUUCCAGAUGUCGCUUUUUAUUCUGUUUUAUUUCUUAUUUCUUAUGAUUUUUCCACAAUUUAAAUACAUACCUGUACACCAUUUUCAGAUGGAUGAGGCAAGCAAGCCCAUGGAAGCCCAUAAGGCUUAUGAAAAGGACCACGUUUAAAAAUAUAUGACUAAAUUAUGAAAUAAAACACUUGCAGAAAAUUCUAAUCUGUAGAUCUUAGUUUCUGACUUUUAGCUGUCUUGGCAGAGGGUUAAUUAGCAAAAAUUGCUAUUAUUUUCAUAGAGUCCAGCACGAGCACUGAAGUUAGAGGCAGGGAAAGAAAAUCCAAACCUAACAGACAACUGGGAUGAUGCAGAUGGAUAUUAUAGUACGAUUGUCUUUUUCUAUUCUUUCUUUUCUUAACUCCUUAAUCCCAACUAAUUUUGGGCAUGAAAUUCUUUCUCGGUUUCCAGUUUGGGUACAAAGUAAUUUUACACUUGGAAAAAGCUGUCCAAGUGUUGUCAUCCAAAUUUUGGGAGACAUUUGUUUAAAUUGUCAUUGAUGCGUAAGUAGUAUUAACUUUUUCACUUUUUAGUCAUAAUUGGAGGACUCUAUGCAAAGUGUCCUCUUCAAAAAAAACUUACGUGAGCCAGAGGGCAUUUUUGCUUGGAGCCCUGUUGAAUGUAAAAUUAAUACAAACAAUUUCUUUGGUGCAUUUUCUUCCAGGAAUUCGCAUUAGUGAAGUUCUCGACAAGCGUUAUUGUGUGUAUGGAUACACUGGGGCAGGAGUGUUUGGUAAUGUUGUACGUGCGAGAGAUCAAGCCCGGGGAAACCAAGAGGUUGCUGUGAAAAUCAUCAGGAAUAAUGAGAUGAUGUAAGGCAUUUUUUAUGGUUUGUGAAAUGCCUGAUGCUAGAAUUCUUAGUUCCUGCACAAGGUUCUUUGUUCACUUCUAACUGAAUAUGUGUGGAAAACCCUUCUGCACUUUUGUCAAGACAAAGCUGUGACUAUUUCUUGUCUGCUUAGAUGACUCUACCUACAACAGAAAGUGUCAAAAUUGACCAAUCGGAGGGUGUAAAAGAUUCCAGAAUGGCUUCCUCUGAAAAAGAUUUUCAUGGGUUUUAUUCACUGCUCUCCCCAGUCGCUCCUCCUUUUUUAUUUAGCUCCAUUCCAUUUUUUGCCCAUGCUCCACUAUCUGAAUAGGCCAUUUGCACUAAGAUGCAUGUGACAUCGUUUUUAUGAAAAUGAAAGUUGCAUGAUUUUGCCUUUGAAAAACGAUUAGUGGGUCAUAUCUUAAACAAAAUAAUAGUGAUUUGGUUUUUCAAACCCGUACCAUUUUCUUAAAAUGAAUAAGUUCAUAAAUGGUCAUGUGACCAAAAUGAGAUUUUUAAAAUUAUGAAUUACCUCUCUCUGAACACAAAUUUUGCGCUUAAACUUCAAGGAAAAUGUUGAAAAGAUGAUGUGAUUUAGCUAUGAAACGUUGAACAAGAUAUAAGCAAAAGUAGUUUUGGCCGCCAUGUUGGAGGGCAAGAGCAUUUUUCAACAUGGGGGCCAAUACAAAUCAUACUACUUUGCUGAAAAAUUUAAAAAUAUCCAUGUUUUUUCUCUCAAAUUUCACAUGUAAGAUAAUUUUCUGAAUUUUGGCAUCAGCAAGAUUCCAACAUUGUAUAAAGGCAUUGUGACUCUUUAAGGCCUAUUUGGAACAGGGUAGACAAAUUACAUCAAGUCCAUUGUUUUUCUUUUGUGUGAACUAUCAAGCCAUAGGUGUGAACAAUGUGUGGAUUAAAUCCUUACUAAUAGUUUUUACAGUGUGCAGUGUAUACUGUACUCAGAGGCAUGUUAGUUUGGACCUCAACCCUUCAAGCCCCAAUAUCAAUUCACAAAUUCUUCAGACUGAUCUCCAUUCAUUUUCUUAAGGAAUUGGUUGAGAGAAUUUGUGUGAAGAUCAAACCAUUUUCUCUUAGGUGAUCAUUUGGCUAUUCUCAUAGCCUUUACUAUUGAAAGUCAAUUGAUAUUGCAAGGAGAAGAUUGAUUUUGGUCACUCUCAGGACAGAAAGGGUAAAGAGAGAGGCACAGCAUGUAUAUAAAAACAAUGAAUAUUUUAUUGGAUUUUUUUUUGUAUCCAUUUUAGGCACAAAACUGGCCUUAAAGAGUUGGAAUUUCUAAAGAAGUUGAAUGCCUCUGAUCCAGAUGACAAAUACCACUGCUUGCAAUUGUUUCGACAUUUCUUUCACAAGAAUCAUCUUUGUCUUGUGUUUGAAUCACUCAGGUUAGUAAUACUUUUGACUUUUUAGGUUUUCUUUAGUGUCAAGGCUGUGCCUAACACAAGGAGUGCAAGUCUUAUCUUGCUGGCCAGUGGUGUUGCAAGAUGUGCAUGCUCCAGGAUCCCACCACAGCACACACAGCAUUGCAAUGUUGGAACAAUGUUGUGACCAUUCCAGACAAUGUCACAACAAUGUUGCAAUGCUAUGUUGCACUAAAAAAUGUUGUUGUGAAUCGUCUUGUGUUACAUCACCUUAAGAGACCACUCUGAAUCUUGUUUGAUGGUUUCUUUUAUCUCUCAGUAUGAACUUAAGGGAAGUGUUAAGAAAGUAUGGUCAGAAUGUUGGUUUACAUUACAAAGCAGUGCGAUCGUAUAGUCAGCAGCUGUUCCUCGCUCUGAAGCUUAUGAAAAAGACAGGUAUCAUCCAUGCUGAUAUUAAACCUGACAACAUCCUGGUAAGGAAAAACGUUUGUAAUAACGAAGUGUAAUAUUCCAUUUUUACUAGUCUGUGUACAGACGCCCCCCUCCCCCUCAGAAACAGAGGGGGGUGGGGGUGUAUGUACACAGGCUACAUUUUUACCAGCUUUUUUAACUUGUCAUGGGAAAUCUGGAAAGUCAUGAAAUUAAGAUUUUCAUUUUCCAGGCUUGGAAAGUGCUGUAAUUUAAUUGCUUGUCCUGGGAAAUCAUGGAGAAUUAAAUAUUUGGUAAAUGUAGAUUAGUUGCUGCAGAUUUCAAAGCAAGGAAAAUGUAACAUAGAGAUGGGUAAUUAAACAGCAUGAAUGGCAUGCAUUUUGAUGGACAUCAGAGUUUGUGCCUUUUGAACUGUGUUAGAUCAAAAGAUACCCUAGGGUUUUGAAAAUAAUACUUUCGAAAGUGACAGCCAAACCAUAGGUUAUGGAAAACGAAAGGGUCAUGGAAAAAGUCAUGGAAAGUUGUGGAAAUUUGAAAAGCUCAAAAGAGUAUGAAACCUGGAGUCCGUGUUUGAUUAGGGCAAGGGAUAUCUAGAAGUUGUUUAGGUCAUUUUUGAGUCCUAAAUAAUUCCUUGUUAAAUAAUUAUUAUUCAUGUCUUUUCUAUAGGUGAAUGAAUCUAAACUGGUGGUAAAACUAUGUGAUUUUGGAUCAGCCUCAUUUGCUUCUGAUUGUGAUAUUACUCCUUACCUAGUCAGUCGUUUCUACAGAGCCCCAGAGAUAAGUAAGUUGUUCUGAAUGCUUUUUAGAUCUUGGCUAUUUUCUACAAUCCGUUAUUGUUUCAGGGCUUGUUUGUGCAACGCACGUGAGCCGAAGAAAAGUGGUUAACCUUUCAGGUUUUAAAUUUUAUUAACUUUGAAAAAUGGGGACCUCACUGUUACUUAAAUUUUGCUCAUCCAUGCUUUCUUUUUGCUUUGCUGGAUUAAAUUUUCUCUUAGUCCAUUCUCUUUUUCAGUUUGAAGAAGUAAUAGUUUUGAUACUUCAGUCAACAGUGGCAUUGUUUUGUCAAAUUAUUAGUGUCACUUAGAUCUAGUAUUGGGUGUUUCAGUUCCUAACAUACUGACAGUUUUUUCUUUGUUUAUUUUUUUUUUCUGUUAGUUAUUGGAGCAAAAUAUGACUACAACAUAGACUUGUGGUCUGUGGCAACAACAUUGUUUGAGCUGUAUACUGGAAAGAUAAUGUUUUCAGGGAAAACCAACAAUGAGAUGCUGAAAUUGAUGAUGGAUUAUAAAGGUAAAAUGCCCAACAAAAUGAUCCGAAAAGGAGCACUGCGGGAAAGCCAUUUUGAUGAAAACUGCAACUUUCUGUACCAUGAAGUGGACAAGAUCACUCAGAGGGUGAGAUUGAUUGCUUUUCCAGAUAGUAAUUUAAUCUCCAUUGAGUGAACUCUCAGUUUCUUCAACCUCCCGUAUAACUGAAUCUACCCCUCCCCAGUCAAAGACUGGAAUAUUAUAUCUCAGACCUUUUCCUUUUUCCCCCUGGAGGAUGAAUAAAUUAGGGUUCUUACAGUCUGUAAGUUCUUUGAGGACAAACAAAGUCACACAAAGUGCUGAUACAUGAUAUUCGUGUUACAGUUUUUUGAAAAAAAAAACUGAAAUUUUAGUCCGUCAUUUUUAUUUGUCUGCAGUUGCUUGCUUGUUUUAUUUUGCGUUAUCAUGUUAAGUUGACUUGCCUUGGCUUGCCCUUUAAGUGAGUAUGAAAAGGGAAAAUCUACCUUUCCCAGGUGACCAGACAGGACUUUCCUCAAGGCCUGUACUACAUGCACUGUAUAUGAAGUCCUAGAAAUGAGUGAAAAAAAGGUUACUAACAUUAUUAUUAUUCAGAAUGGACUUUUGAAGUAUUUUCUACGUGUGAUGUGCUGUGUAUAUUGUUGUGUGGUGAGACAAAAACAGUGGUUUUAGCAGUUCUAGUGGUUGGAUGUAGUCAUUAUGAUGUUCACCUGUUCUCUAGAAUAAUGGUUCCAAAAGAACAUCAAACCAUAGUAUGAUUUCACCUCAAUGGUACAUCUCGUAUGCUUUUUGUACAGUUUUUGCAUAGUGUACAGAUUAUGCCAUCUGUUGCAUAACCUGUUCACUGUGCAAAUUCGCCACUUUAGAAAUGAGAAGGAAAAACUAGGCCGAGUUAACUUUCAUAAAGACGUCUGGCACUGUUACUGGGGACAAGUAAAAAAUAUUGGCCAAUAGCUGACUGAUGUAUCCCCAUUGAUGAUCCCAGAAGUGAAAAUUAACUCGGCCCAGUUGAAUCUUUCUUGUUUCUAAUGUGGUGAGUAGAUCUGCGUCGGUGAAACAGGUAGAAAACUACAUGUGGGCAACUGUUUUUGCCUUCCCAUCUUCAAGACAAAUGAUAAAGUUGCAUCAAAACCAGUCGCACAACAUUUUUUAAACCUUCUGAAUUAUUCUGAGCAAAACAUGGCAUACUGUGUAAUAAUAUUGAAGGAAAAAUGGUAAUUCAUUGUGAGUAUCAACUCAGUUGGCAAUUAAACCCUUUUACUCCUCCACUGAUGUAGAAACUAACUCCUUCAUCCAUAUUAACCCUUCAAGUCCAAAUAUUGACCAAGAUCAAUUUCUCCAAACAAUAAAGUAUCAAUUCAUAAUCAAGAGAAAAGCUUAUGCUUUGAUCUAUUAUCAAAUUCUCAACUAAUUCUUUAAGGGAAUGUGUGAAGAUCAGUAUGGAGAAUUUGUAUGUGAAUAUUGAAGCUCAAAGGGUUAAGAGCUUUGUUGGCUGCACUCUUUUAUUGAUGUUCUAAACUCUUUCUUCCAGGAAAAGAUCACUGUAAUGGGCUCAAUAAAUCCUACAAAGGAAGUGGUGGAAUCUUUGUUGGGCUACAAAAAGCUGAACGAGGAACACAAACGCAAAGUUAUGCAGCUGAAGGAUCUGCUAGACAAGUGUCUCAUGUUGGAUCCAGCCAAGAGGAUCUCACUUAAUCAAGCUCUUACACAUCCAUUCAUCACAGAAAAGGUUUGA
Porites lobata is the source of this 8036-nucleotide messenger RNA. The record is from the annotation of a GenBank genome assembly. Lineage: Eukaryota; Metazoa; Cnidaria; Anthozoa; Scleractinia; Poritidae.